GAAGUCACGUAAGUGGUCGAGUAGAAUCAAAACAUAUUGACUAUUGGAAACCAAAAAUGGGUUUCAUGCCACAUACUGUUCAUACGUUAUCUUUCAGGAUUAUUCAACAUUAAGAAUAAGGUGGGUCAUCAAUUUAUUCGUAUCAAAAGUGCAUUAGGAUAUAUAUUACUACUUUGGAUUUCGUCAAAUUACCGACCAAACGAAAGUACAGUCAUUUAGGGUAUUUAGGGUCAUUUUUUACAUUUUUACUGGAGUAAAUAAAACUAACAUGGUUAUUAUUGGUUGUUGGGUAUAAUUGGGAAGUACAUUUUCCGAGUGAAUAGAUCUAUAAAUCGAUUUGGGUUUACCUUUGAUAAAACGAACUCUAACGGAAGUUUUAUUUGGACCAACGAUUUGGGGUAUUGCGGGUCACUUCCGGUUAUUUUGAGUCACUUCGUAAAAGUAUAUAAAAUCGAAAUAAAAGGCUUGCUAAUAUCGUUUUUUGACCAUGAUUAGGCAGUAUUGCUAUAAUUUAUUUUCAAUUUUGUCAGAAAUGUAUUUUUACUGGACAAAUGGCUUACGUUUUAAGUUGAUAUGCACACGUGAUGUAACGUGUGCGGAUCAAGCAGACGGACUGAAAAAACUAUCGCCUCCAAUUUAAAGAAAAAGACACUUUUCGUUAUUUCACAAAAAAUAAUUGAAGUCAUUUUAUAUAUUCAUUUGAAAAUCUCUCGCUGUGACCUUCAAUUCGACUUUUAGAUAUAUCGAUGACGUUUUGUCUAUUAACAAUGAUAGCUUUCAUACAUAUGUCGAUUUGAUAUAUCCCUGUGAGCUCGAAAUAAAAGACACCACGGAGUCGUCCACUUCUGCUUCAUACUUAGAUAUUUUAUUGAAAGUAGACAUUACCAGCAAACUGACAACUCAACUGUAUGACAAACGGGAUGAUUUCAGCUUCUCCAUCGUCAACUUCCCACAUUUAUGUAGCAAUAUUCCAUUAUCACCUGCAUAUGGUGUUUAUAUAUCUCAACUGAUUCGAUAUGCAAGAGCUAGUUCUGGGUAUAGUCAGUUUUUAAAUCGAGGUAAGCUAAUGACAAACAAGUUGAUGGUACAGGGAUUUCAACAGUUUCGAUUGAAGUCAGCAUUUCGCAAAUUUUAUGGUCAUUAUAACGAUCUAGUUCGUCAAUACAACCUCGCAUUGGGUCAAAUGCUGUCUGAAGUGUUUCAUACCGAUUGUUAAGCCGUUCUUGGCACACUGAUUUUGACUGCGGAUAACUCCGUUUACCUGAUCAGGAUAUAGCGCUGACGGCAGCUGUGACCGGUCAACAGGGGAUGCUUACUCCUCCUAGGCACCUGAUCUGGUGUGUCCAGGGGUCCGUGUUUGCUCAACUAUCUAUUUUGUAUUGCUUGUAGGAGUUAUGAGAUUGAUCACCGUUCGUUAUCUUCACCUUACAAUGACUACUAAGAUAUCUUUUAAAGUAACAAUAAAAAGGGGUAAUAUUAUAUAACAAAAUACAACACAUUUGUAUUAAAAGAUAGGUGUAUAUUGUUUAACGAAUCUUUCACUCCUAUGCUGAUAUGGAGAUGUCUGUAUUAAAAAAAAAAUGACUAGCAUGUAAAGCCCAAUAUAACAAAAAAAAAACUAAUGUGAAUCUAAAAUGGAACAUUGCAUUAUUUGGACUCAUAUAAAAUAAAUAGUGAUAUAUACAUGUAUCUCUCUCUCUCUCUCUCUCUCUCUCUCUCUCUCUCUCUCUCUCUCUCUCUCUCUCUCUCUCUUUACAAAUUAUGGAACAUGUUGCUAUCUGGACAUUAUUAAUCUAAAACAGUCCCUCUAGUUCCCACUCUCUCUAAAAUGUUGUACAUUCUCUUUAAUAAAUAUGUUCAGCUUUGAAACACACAAACAGAAACAAAGUAUAUACUUAGGCCUAGUAUAUAAAAACUUUUAUUUAAAACAAUGGAACAUGUGGUCUAUUUUUGGACAUUUAGGACUUGAUUUUCUCUUUAUAUGCAUACAAUACUUUUUAUUUCACCAGCAUAUAGAUAAUCUAGAUAAAAACAUCUUAGUCGUGAGACAAUAUGAAUUGCGAUAAAGAGACAUCAUUUACCAACUUUUUAGGCAAAUUUUCAACAUGCUGUUGAAUAAUGUUUAGUCAACGCACCAUGGAAGCUUUAGAGUCAUACUAAAAGUUGUAUUUACAGGGACUUCCUACACCUCCCACUUUUUUUCACCAUAGGGUGCCAGGGUGGAAAACUUCGCUUUGGUUCACUAGUAACGAUUGCAGAAAUAUCUACUCCAGCACCCAUCACAUCUAUUACAUGUAUGCCAAACCUCUUGGAACAUGUCCACAGGGAAGACCUUCUAUAUCGCGUAAUUUGCGAACCCCUCUCUUCAUCAGUUUUAACAUUUUAAAAGUGUUUUGGAAUAUUUUCUGAAAUCCAAUCUACAUUUGCAUUUCUUUUUUCCCUCUUAGUUAUUCCCAUUAUUCUACAAAUAUUGAAUUCAUGUGUAGUAUUAUUUAUUGUCCAUAAGCUACCUGUACGUACCUUCAUAGCUAUAUAGAUUUAGAAACAUUGUAUUUACCUUGUGAUGAAUCUUUCCAGUUAUAUUUCAUCUGUCAAUCACUGUUUUAUACUCUUUUAAAUUAAUUCAACUAGAAGUUGAAAUUUCACAAGGUAUUUUAAAUACUUUUAGAAAUUUUACAAUACUUUAUAAGACUUGAUAAAGAUAUAUUUAUAGCUAUAUUGCUAAAGAAAGAGGCUGAAGUGCACUGUGGCAGCGAUACAUGUCUUUUGUUAUAUUGAACACCCAAAAUUUAAUCGUAAUUAAUCAAUUUUACAAUCUAUAAUUAAUGAUACCACAUCUUCUAAAAAUAAGAAUGAAAAUGUAUAUUUUAAACAUUAACAUGCGGCACAUCAAAGACUCGACGAAGAUGUACCUUUUAAAAAGCACGUGACCCGAAAUACACUAAAUGAAGAGGGUAAGAAAUACGCUAUGAACUCCAACGAAUUUAUUGUAAUUAAGUUUAGUAAAGUUGCAUUCAAAAGUGUAUAAAAUUACCUUUCCAACAGUAUAUAGUGUGUAUUGUUUCGUCAAUCGUAACAUUCACAACAUCGAUGAAAAUAACAAUGUCUCCGUUUUGGACACGCCAAAUUCUCCGAUCGCGAUUGCAUGCCAAUUAAUCAAAGUGUUAAUUAUACUGUUUAUUUUUUAGUAUUUCACCUGCUAAUUGUGUGAAUACGUAGAAUAAACCUUGCUGGACGUGACUGCAACAAUAUUUUCUUUUUCUUUCACGUUUAGUGUGAAAUGUUACUGAAUAAACCGGACGACUCCCAAUAAUCGGGGUGCCCGAAAUACCCUAAAUGACUGUAAUUGUUCAUGACACUAUUAGAGGUUAACAUCAUUUUCAAAACAGCAAGUCGCAAUGACAAUAAACUUAACAAAGUGAGCUUAAAAUGCUUCAGAAUUCAAACGGUCUACUGAAUACAAAUGACAAAAGUGAAGAUAACGAAAAGUGAUCAAUGCAAUCAACUGAUUCCUAGAGCGAAUAUAUUUUAAUAGGAGAGACACGGACCCCUGGACACAACAGUUGUAGAAUGAAGUGGUUAGGAGUAAGCGUUCUCUGUAGACCGAUCACAUCUGUCUUUGUCAGACAAAAGAAGCAAUGCGUAGUCAUAAGUAUGUAAAGAACCUGACAAUUGGUAUGAAAUAUGUCAGACAGACAUCAGCCUAAUGGCAGGUUGAAUUUGUUAUUAAGAUAUUAUAAAGAUCUUAGAAUUUACAAAAUGUCCAUUUAAAACGAGAUCGUGGCAACCCCUUUAACAUCAAUCUAUUUGUCAGCAGCCUGUCUUGAUUUAAACAAUGGUCAUACACAGAACAGGCUACUGUAGAGGAACAUAAAGCCGUAUACACGAGAACAUUCUAAUACGCGUUUCUUACAUGUUUCAUACCAAAUUUUAGGCCGGUUUUUGCGCACUGAUUUUGACCACCCAUUACUCCGUUAACCUUUUCAAAAUAUAGGGCUCAUGACAGGUGUUACUGGUCCGCACGGAAUAUUUACUCCUCACAAGUACUAUAGCUUAGCUCUGUUCGUCAUCAUUUUUUUUUUCAUUCCGAAAGGUGACGUUAAAGAACAUUUAUAAAACUUCAUAUGCAUGCUUUUAGAUGAUUUACUGCAAUAAUGGCUUCAAAACAUCUGGUACCCGAACAGCAAAACUUUGUUCGGCUAUCUUUAGCCUGUGUGGACAAGAUUCGAGUAAUGCUGGGAUACAUUCUACAAUGUCAGAUACCACCUGAAGAUCUCUUCAAGACAAUCCAAGCUAACACGACAUUGUUAACCGGAAAUCAAAAGCUCAGUCCAGAACAAUUAAAACUUUGUUAUAAACCUUGUCCUUUUGUCCCAGACUAUAAAUGUUUCGAUAUCACCUUACUGUACAAGCUCAUCCGGAACCUGUGUCAAACAUUACAACCUUCACAAGGAUGGGGACAAAAACCCCGCAAUACCGAUAUCAAAAUCGGAGAUGAUAUUGAACGCCUUAGAUUAUUUAGAAAUGAGAUGGUUGGACAUGCGGAGUCUUCCAGUGUACCUGAUGGUAUAUUUGCUUCCAAGUGGAGUGAGCUUGAAAGUACUUUUAAGAGGAUACAAGGAUUUUUAUCAUCAAACGGAAUCACAAAAAACUUCGUGGAACAACUUGUAUCUCUCAAACGAACCGACUUUGGUUGGCAGGAUCACGAAAAGAUCGAAAUGCGCUUGAUGUUCGAACGUAUUAAGCUUACAGACACACCAAAACUAACAGUACAAGGUGAUGAACAAAAAAUAUGGGGAGAAAGAGCGUGUUUUAUGGCAAGGUAUGAAGAUGGCGAUUCAUCAAAUAACUGGCCUAUCACGUGGCAAAAGAUUACAGGAAACACAAUAGAACAGCUGGACAUAAGUACAGAGAGGUACAGAGGUAGCUCCAGUCAACAACUGGUGAUCUCAAGGGUUAACAAAUAUGAUCAGGGAGAAUAUCGAGCCACUGUAUUACGUGAGGAGAAGGAAACGCACAUCCUAAUCCCUAGUAACACCAUCUACCUUACGGUGACAGGAGAUUUACCGAUUUUGGAGAUAGAAAAUGCAGUCGCUGAAGGAGACAGAGUAACGAUUCAUUACUGCGUCUUUGUCAACGAUCAAUCACCAGCUGUGUACAAUAUUGUGUGGACCAAAAACGGAAAACCUUUAGAGACAAAUGCAGCUAAGUACAGCGAUGGACGAUUAAUGGAUGCAUACUUAACGAUACACUCUCCAACAUUGACUGACAUUGGGCAGUACAGUUGUGCAGUUUCCAACGCCGUGGGAUCCGUCACGAAGUCCAUAGAUCUGCAUCUCCCUUCCGUAUCCAUUGUUGAUGAUCUUCAAGUAGCUGUUGGAAAUCCCAUUACCAUUGAAGUCACCAUUCAGUCUUGUCCAACACCAGUGUCGGCAAUAUGGCAGAAAAGAAUUAGACUGGAUUUGAAAGAUUUCGAAAAUAUAGACAUUAAUCAAUCCAAAUAUUUUGGGAGUAAAGAUGACCCAGAAAAUCCGAUACUAGUCAUACCAAAAACAACGCUUGAAGACGGAAUAUUUUACCGACUUGUCGUGUCCAACGGAAUAGGCCAAAGUACGAGUAACACUACCUACCUGAAACUCAUAGGUGAUGUUCCGUCAUUAUUUGUUCCCCAUGUCACAAGUACAUCAGAGAGAAGUGUUACCUUAGCAUGUCAAAUGACCACAUCUAGUAAUUCCCCAGAAGUAUCGGAUGUCUUUUGGACAAAAGACGACAGAAAGAUUGACAUAGUCAGAAGCGGAGGAAAAUACUCAGGAGGAAGUAUUACUGAUCCCUCACUAACUAUCAAGGCGGUGAACUCAAACGACGGGGGGAGAUAUCAGUGCUGCGCAUCGAAUUCUGUGGGAAACAUGUGGAGUGAGACAAUUCUUCUUGAGUCACCUACAUCGCUACUAUCAAUUCCUGUUGCUCUUAAUGCUGAAUGGAAAGUCAAACACGGAUGGAAUGGCGACUUUCAAGCAAUCGAUAUGUAUGAUCCGUUAUACAGAGGGUGUACAAUUGCCUUUCCUCGUCCCCGGCUGGUACAAAAUGGAUAUAGAGCCGAACAACUAGAAACAUUUCAACUCGAAGUUUUUAAUUUAAUUGGAAGUAGCAGACGAAAUACACAAGACAAAGUCGUGGAGAGUUCUGAUGCUAAUAUGAAUCAAGAGAUUUCAAAAUCGUUGAAGAAAUUGUACAGCAACUGUUCUUACGCUCUCUUUGCUAACCUCAGUGACGACCUGGCAGAAUCACUUCCAGAAAAUAAACUUCAAAGACUCAAAGAUCUCCUUACUGGUGUAAAUGGUGUUGAUGCAGAAUCAAUAAAAAAGGUGACAGCAGUAAGGGGAUUCGUCAUGCUUCUUCAAGAGAAACAACUCUUCACAAUGACAGAUGUGUUAUUCAUGCAAUUAUUACUUAGAAAAGUCGGAUGUAAAGAAUUGUAUGAGAAAUGCAUUCAAUAUGCUAGAAAACAACGAGCAUUGUGCCUUUUUGAAAAAGAUCCAGACAAUGGUUUCAAACAUGUCCAGUUUCACAUAGCAGGGACUUUGCAGAUAUAUUCAAACGAGGAACUCCAUAAUAUCAGAAACAUAGUCAUCGCCUUUCUAGGCUGCAAAGAUGAUGAUGUUGUAUUAGACGGAAUUCACCUUGCUAAUAGCUUUUUUGUAGUUUUAGGCAUCAGGGAAAUAUUUGUUAACAAACUCCUAGAUAUGGAUCAGCAACACAUCCAGCAACUCUGUGAUUUGAAAGUGGACUACUUUAUUUUGGACCACGAAAAGCAUAAUAUGAACAUUCUUCAGAAGGAUUCGACUUCCAAAGAAAAUACGAUUUGGGGGCGAUUGCUGGCACCACUAGGAUGGUUUGCCUCAAAAUUGUCAAUAUUUAGAAGAGGAGAACCGGAUGUCAAUAAUUUUGAACCGGAUGUUAUGGAAGGCUCUUACCCGACAAAAACAAAAGAAGAGCAAUGGAGAGAGAAGAACAAAUCGUCUAAAUCUAAUGCUGAUAUGAUCGGAGUGCCAGAGCGCUUGGUUUCUCCAGAAGAAAGAACAAUUACCUCACCAGAGAUAGAGAAAUCACUAGGACUCCAGCCCUUACGAUAUCAGUCAGACGUGAGAAGAACAUAUUGUUACCGAGACUUUGACGACGAUAUAUUUACGUCAGUAAUUCGAAAGGAUUCAUCUAGGAUAUCUUCUCAUGGCUCUUACCCGACAAAAAUAGAAGAAGAGAAAUGGAGAGAAAAGAAGAAAUCGUCUAAAUCUAAUGCUGAUCUGAUCGGCUGGAAGCAUCCAGAGCACUUAAUUUCUCCAAAAGGUAUAUCACUUUCCCAAAAGGUUGGUUUCUCCGUCUCACAGAUAUCCAGUAUAACCGUAUCUGAUGUUGGUAAAGUUCGUCAUAUUUCGGUGGUGACGUCUGACAGACUGUGGGUGAGUGAUUAUGUGGGUCAUCUCCUACAGGUGGACUCCUCCGGACGCGUACUACACGACAAACAGAGAUUUGAAUGCUCAUCAUUUCCAUUUAGAUACAAUAGUAGAGGGAGUCACACCGUCACAGAGGACGGGGACCUCCUGUUUAUAUACUGCGAUAAAGUCCGUAAGUUAACAUCAGACGGGACCCUCACCACACUCCUCACAACAGACUGGGGAGCAUACUGUAUCCACUCCUCCCGUAUUAACGGCGACAUACUGGUGGGGAGUAUUGGGAAAGUGACGAGGUACGACAGGACAGGACGGAGACUCCAGGUCAUUAAGGAGGGCGAUAAAGGACAGACAUUGUAUGAAUUACCAAUCUACAUCACGGAGAAUAAGAACGGGGACAUCUGGAUUUCUGACAUGGAUAAGAGAGCAGUAGUAGUGGUGGAUAAAUCAGGACGUCAUCGGUUUGACUACACAGGUCGUCAGUCUGAAGACUCGAGUUACAUGUAUCACUCUUUCUACACGGGUCUUCAGCUUCACUUUUCUCCCCGUGGUAUCUGUACGGACGUCCUCGGACACGUACUGGUCUGUGAUGUUUAUAAUGACAGUGUUCACCUGCUGGAUCAGGACGGUCAGUUCCUGUCUCUACUGCUGACAGGAGAACAACAUGGAAUAGAUCAUCCCGCGGCUCUGUGUGUGGACGACCAACACAACCUAUAUCUGGGACAGCGCGACAGUAACACGAUAAACGUGUACAAGUAUCUAAAGGAUACGGACUUCAAAUAAAAUUGAAAGUUUGCUCAACACCUGUCAAAAUCCAUUAUUUACCGGAUAUUAUGGAAUUUUAACUUGUGUGCAGUCAGUGUCUGAUUGUAUGAUAUUCCAGAAAAGUGACCAAAGAUGUCUUACUUUUUGUUGAUUAGAAACCAAUAUAAUCCGAUUAUACAGUUUACAUAUAUACAUCAUAUAAUCCGAUUAUACAGUGUACAGUUUACAUAUAUACAUCAUAUAAUUUGUCACAAAUUCACGUGUACGUAUUGUUCACUAUAUUGAUUACUGUGAAAAUUGUCGUAUGUACAAGAAUGUUAAAGUUAAUGAUAUUGUGAAGAAAAUAUUGAAUUAAAAUUAAAGAAUUCUAAAACGGA
Molecule: messenger RNA, 8590 nt
Organism: Ostrea edulis (European flat oyster)
Lineage: Eukaryota; Metazoa; Mollusca; Bivalvia; Ostreida; Ostreidae
Exons: 15
Coding region: 4155-8231 (1358 amino acids)
Molecular function (GO): protein binding
Source: RefSeq, a predicted model, not a curated record